AUGUCAAGUCACGAUUACUACGGCGGCGGCGGCGGCGGCGGCGGUCACCAAGACUACGGCUACGGCCAACAGGGCUACAACGCCGCUCCACCGCCGCAAGGCCAAUAUGGCGGUCACAGUCCCUAUCCUCCGCAACAGGGCGCCUAUCCUCCCCCGCCGCAAGACCAGUACAACCAGUACCAGUCGCCGCCUCCUCCUCAGCAGCAAUACGACCCUUACAACAACAACGGCAACCAAUACUCGCAGGCGCCCCCACCCCACAGCUCCUACUCGCCCGCCCCCGGCUACAACAACGCCGUCACCGCCGCCCCGUACCCCACCGGCGGCGAUGACUACAACCGCGGUAGCAACACGCACUCGCCCUACCCGCCGCCCGCGCCGUACGGCGGUGCGCCUCCACCAGGUGGUAGCGAGUAUGGGUACAACAACCAGCACCAGCAGCAGCAGUAUCCGCCGCAGCAGGGUUACGGCGGUGAGCACGAGCGCGCGCAGCAGUACGGCCCCGACGGUACUCCGCUGCCGGCGGAUGGCGAUCGCGGCUUAGGCGCGACGGUGCUGGGUAGCGCGGGCGGCGCGUUCUUGGGCCACAAGAUGGGUGGAGGAGCGUUGGGGACGAUUGGUGGGAUGGUGGCUGGUGCGAUUGGGGCGAAUAUGUUGGAGAAUCAUCAUGAGAAGGACAAGAAGAAGAAGAAGCACAAGAAGCAUAAGAAGCACGGCAGCAGCGACCACGGCUCUCACUACGGCGGCUCGUCGGCGGCCAUCGGCGGCCUCUACCCGCCCAGCUACAGCAGCCACGGUCACAAGCACAAGCACAAGCACAGGUCCAAGAGCAGGGGCGGGAGCAGCAGCAGCAGCUCGUCGAGCGACUCGGACUAA
Lasiodiplodia theobromae is the source of this 876-nucleotide messenger RNA. RefSeq lists its product as uncharacterized. Bases 1 to 876 code for a protein of 291 amino acids. The record is from RefSeq and is a predicted model, not a curated record. Lineage: Eukaryota; Fungi; Ascomycota; Dothideomycetes; Botryosphaeriales; Botryosphaeriaceae. The transcript is spliced from 3 exons.